GUAUUAUCAUCUCAUUUGGUGUUGUCCCCAUCUUAUUGGGAAGUUGUCCAUUUUACCGGCGUUUUGAAGCGGCUCCCACUCAUACCCCAUUGCCUGUAUGUUGAAUUCCAUGGAACUGUGGCUCAUGCGUGGUCAUUUUCAUCUACUACACCAGUGCCGGUUCAUUCUACUUUUGCUGCCCUCUCAACCCUUGUCCAGCGAAAUAGGAGGGUCUCUAAUAACCAGGUGUAUUUCUGUACAUAUUAGAAGCAUGAUCGUGACAAUUCCUUGGCGUGAAUUCCAACUCAUUGUAGACUACGAGUGCUACGGAGUAAGGUAGACAGUAAUGCAUGGAGAAUUGUACCCACCUUGGCUGGGAAUGCCAAGUGGUUACUCCAUAGUUACUAUAGUUAGUAGGUGCAACAUU
Messenger RNA from Aspergillus welwitschiae, 406 nucleotides. RefSeq lists its product as uncharacterized. The record is from RefSeq and is a predicted model, not a curated record. The transcript has a single exon. Bases 98 to 319 code for a protein of 73 amino acids. NCBI's taxonomy places the organism in Eukaryota, Fungi, Ascomycota, Eurotiomycetes, Eurotiales, Aspergillaceae.